AUCAUUUAAUACAUGUAUAGAUUGAAUAAAUUGGCAAUAUUUAUUUUUUAUUUAAUAAAAGGAAAGCGUUUGUCUCGAAGGCCACGGGAAGCAUGCACACUACGUGUUGUUUUGCGUAAUAGACGUAGCGAUCGCAUCAGCUAAAGUAUUGAAAACAAACUAUGUCAUCGAGAACCGGCUUAGAUGUUAGUUGAAUCACGUAGAUAAUUGAUUUUAUUACACGGGACGGAUACGACACGUUUGAUACGACACGAUUGACAGAUUUCGAAUGAACUAUAACAUGUAUAUAAGAUUUCUUGACUGUGAGACAUUUGUGACAGUAAUAGUUUGUUAUUAAUAAAUUUAUUUCUGUACUGACUUGGCAAAAUAAAUUAUAAUAAUUAAAAUUAGUAAGCCGACGGGAAGUGGUUUAAUUACAAUCUUAGUCACAUCUCUCCCUAUUCCACCAGGGCGUUGUCGCAUCGUCGAGUGUAAAUCAACGUAUCUUAACUAUUGACUACGCUGCGCAUGAGUUUAUAAAACCAGUCGCUAUGUUGCAACAUUUCUCAUACCACUGCCAGCUAUCAUUCGGUUCGGACGUAUUUAAAGAUGGCGAAAGAAGAUACGAUUAAGGGUGUUCUGUAUGUGUUGAAUGUGAUAUACGCCGUGUUUGGGCUCGUGACGGCCGCGACGGGUGUCUGGUUCUUUGUGCAACUAUCAGAAUUCGUGGCCUUGAGAAAUAGUAACCAUUACCUGUUGGACUAUAGAGUGUACUGGCCACAGGUAGCACCAUGGUUCUUCAUAUUUUUGGGACUUUUCGUCAUGAUUGUGGCCUUCUGUGGAUGGUUUGGUGCUAACAAAGAGAGCAGAGGAUUACUCGGUAUUUAUGGAUUUUUCUUCAUACUUAUUAUCCUUGGACAAGUGAUCGCUGCGACGUUGAUCUUCGUAUACGUUAACGGCGAAGACACAGACAGAUUCAUAAAGGAUACGGUUUACGAUGGAUAUUACAACUCCCAGUCCAACCCUGAUGUCUUCAAAGCGUUUGGAAGGAUCGAAAGGAAGCUGAGGUGCUGCGGUGCGAACGACGCCAGAGAUUACAGGAGCUGGAGGAACGACCUGCCUUUGACCUGCUGUCAAGACAGCUACUACAGGGCAACAUGUGACUUCACUGAUAAGGAAGCUAAUGAGAGAUUAGGUUGUGCUAAGGUUGCAUCCGUGUAUACAAAGAUUAUCAGUUCGUCCGUCGCCGGCGCGUCUCUACUUAUAUCUCUAGUUGAGAUCACGGGAGUUAUCCUCGCCUGGAAGCUGUUUAACACUUUGAGAGAAGUUGAACAUUAUAUCACGGAGCGAAAAGAGGGUGAGACGGAAUGUUAACAUUCGAGGUAAUAUUAUAAUUGUAAUGAAUCUUUGUACAAAGCCGUAUUGGGUAUUGUGACCGGAGCAAUUUAACGCUUGAAUAGUUCAGGUGCGAAUCUAUUAUGAUUCUAAAUAUUUUACAAUGUAAACACUAUAUAUAUAUAUAUAUGCGCUAAAUACCAUUCAUAGGUCUUUGCAAAGCAAAGAAGCGUGUUAUUAAACAGAUAUUUUUUUAAUUUCCAUAAUUAUAAAUGACGUCAUUUCAAUCAAGAUGGAGGCUAUAAGCGCCGCUUAUAAAAGUAUAUGUUAAGGAAAAUAUAAGUUAUGUUAAUUGUGUGAAUUCCUUAUAUAACAAGUUUCUAGCAUAAAUGUUUGUGUAGUUAGAGGCCACGGUCACAAUAACUGAUAUGAAUGAUAACCUUAGCUAAAUUUUACCACCGAUUGUAUAUGGCCUACCGUUAACGCAAGUCUGUUCUUUAAUACCUUUAUUAUAAGGUCGAUAAUGAUCUGCAUUCCGAAUCGAAUUCGACGAAUCGAGUCGAAUCCUAAGCGAUUUUCUUUUUUUUGAAAGUUAUUCUUCUAGGUAAUUUUAUUUUUUUUAGAAUAAAAUUCGUUUCCUUGGUAAGGAAAUAUAUGAAAUUUUAUUCAUAGUUUGUUUCGUAUAUACCGAACUGACUUUUGCUCUUAUGUUACCAUUUGUGUCAUUUAAAUCAUUAUAUCGUAAUAUCUUAUUGUAAUUUUAUUUAUAGUUUAUAAACUUUCGAUAAAAAUUUUGAUAUUAUAAGAAAUUUUAUAUUUUAAUCUUAAUAUAUUUAGAUUUGAAUACGAAACUUCAGUAUUUUAGUAAGUUUUACAUGUAUAUUGUAAUAUUGAUCGCAGCUUAGUAAGACAAACUAUAAAUAUACUUAUAAAUAACAUUCCAAUCUCACGAACAAGAAUCGAAUCUGUUAUUCUCGACACAAACGCCUGAUGCUGUUUCCGUUGGUUAAGACCGGUGUAAUAUUUUUUAUUCUCGAAUCGUUUAAAUCGAAAUUAUAUUUAUAAUCUCGAUAAGGGCCACACCUAGUUCAAAGUUCAUUCGACGCCUUAUUUAAUCAUUAAUAUCCUCCUUAAGUUAUGAAUCACCUGCCUUGACUCAUAACUCGGUAUAUGACCUCGAUGCCCCACGACAGUAGCUCGUAACAAAUGCUUGGUUAUGCAAGUUAGCAGAGUACAUAACUGACCUUCCAAUCUAUGGUUUUAGUGUUAAGCCUUAUCGCUACUUUGAUAGACUAUUUAUAUGAAUUGACAUAUGAAUAGCAGAAAGAAAUGGUGUGCAAAGGUGGUCAUAUAUAUUGAAUAUAUAAUUUGAACAAUACAAUAUACAUAUAAUAUAAAAUAUAUUGAUAUAUUAUAUUCAAGGAAAUAUAAAUUGCAUACUAUAUAUAUAAACAUGUAUGUAUCUAUGUACUUUUAAAACUUUUUAAUUACAGUAGACUUAGGUGAUGUUGGAUAUUAUUAAAUAUUCUUUUGGGAGUCUUUAUAAUGGUUGAAUAUAUUAAUUUCAUGUUGCAAGAGCGAUUAGGUGCAAACAGCGUCGUAAGCUGUGCUUGGAUUGUCGUCUUGUAGUGGGGUAUGAGAAAAAUUUGACCUCGGCUCGCUUAGCUACUUGCCUAUAAUUUGGUACUUACUUGUGAUGUUAGCUAAGCUUAUGAUUUGACUUUGUUUAAUUUGGAUGCAACUUAAGUGUCGGUACUAUACAUAGCAUUGCUUUUUUAAUUUAAUUAUUAAAAUUCCAAUCUUUUUUAUUUUAUAUAUACAUCAAUAUCCUACAAUUACUUUUUGUAUUUUUUAUUCAAAUUUACGAAACAUUUAUAAUAUAUCUAUGCAUGAACAUGUACAUUUAUUUUCGAAACCGUUACAUGCAUUUUGAAUAUUUUUAAUAAAAUUAGUAUGGACGUAAGUACACAUACUUUGUAUGUACGGGCGUGUUUGUUUACGUUUCGUCAUAGGAUUGUGUAAGGUCUUUUUUAAGGUCCAUCGAUGGUAUAGAUGUCUUACGACACGAGUUUCGUAACUAUGGAAAAAAAGUAGGCCGUGACCAACACACAUGUGUGCUUAUUAUACAUAUAAUAUUUGCGAAAUCGUUUUGAUCUAAUGUUAAUGGUGCCAUCAUAAAGAAAACUUGUAUUGCGACAUAUUUUUUACAACUUAGGCCGUUGCUAUUAAAAUAUACAUAUAAAAUUAAUUAUAUUCCCAAUCAAUCUGUCUAUAUUUAUAUUAUAUAUAUAUAUAUCAAUGUGUUUCCGUCCUUUUAUACGUCACAUUUUUUUUAAAAUAAAUACAAUAUUUUUUUAUAUGUAACUGUUUAUUCACAUGCCAAAGAAAUGUGUACAAAUGUUCGCAUUCAUUUUAAAUGAAAUCAGAAUAUAUGAAAUGGUAAUAAAUAAAUAUAAUAUUGCAUGCAAUAAAUAAAUGUUAUAACAGUUAAGAUAUCGAACCACUGAAUUAUAUUAAUUUAUAAGAUAUUUUUAUACAUUAAAAAUAUAUUUAAAUUAAGUCGGAACUAGUCUUAAGGCGUUCAUAUAAAUAUUAUAAUUUAAAUAAAUGAUUGAAUCUCAA
Messenger RNA from Nymphalis io (European peacock), 3936 nucleotides. RefSeq names its product leukocyte surface antigen CD53-like. NCBI's taxonomy places the organism in Eukaryota, Metazoa, Arthropoda, Insecta, Lepidoptera, Nymphalidae. The transcript has a single exon. The coding region runs from base 589 to 1353 and encodes 254 amino acids. Gene Ontology annotation, cellular component: membrane. The record is from RefSeq and is a predicted model, not a curated record.